GACGUUCGCCGCACGUCGGUCUGUCCAACAUAAGAAAUCGGGUUCCAUUUUCAAAAAUUUAAAAAGUGAAUGUGAUUGUUUAUGGCUGUAUAAAAAGUGUAAUGGCCAGUGUGUGACAAUUAUGUUUUUUUAUAAGUGAUCCGAAAAUAUUUUGUUAGGUACUCGAGCGGCCAUCCCGCACAAUGGCGUCUUAUAUCCGAAAUUUACAUACGACAAGCCCUUUCAUCCUAACAAAAGAGAUAAACCUCACUUAAACGCCCAAGUUGACAGAAUGUGAAACAUGAAAGUGGAAGUCGUGUUGAGUAUUGGAGCAGGCGACAAUUUCACAUUGGACUUCAGAGAUUUGUCAACAUCCAUGUAUUUGACGGACACGUACGUGAACAAGACGCUGGAGCUGAACGAGACCAGCAGCGACCUGGUGUACGCCAACCAGUUCGAGGACGAUCCGAUCGUGGUGUUCUUGGUCGUGUUGAAAUGUGUUGUGAUGCUGUUCAUUAUAUUGGCUGCGAUAUUUGGCAAUUUACUAGUGAUCGUGUCGGUGAUGAGACAUAGGAAACUACGGGUGAUCACCAAUUACUUUGUCGUCUCCUUGGCGUUCGCCGACAUGCUAGUGGCUAUUUGGGCGAUGUGCUUCAACUUCAGCGUGGAAAUAACGAAUGGCAAAUGGCUUUUUGGUUAUUUUAUGUGCGACGUUUGGAACUCUUUAGAUGUUUACUUCUCAACAGCUUCGAUACUCCACUUGUGCUGUAUCAGCGUGGACAGGUACUAUGCGAUCGUCCAACCGUUGGAUUACCCGCUGAUUAUGACGACAGGGAAGCUCGGGAUCAUGCUCGCUGUCGUUUGGUGCAGUCCCGCCUUGGUUUCCUUCCUCCCCAUCUUUAUGGGUUGGUACACGACAGACGAUCAUAUGGACUUUAGGAAAAAGUAUCCAAAAGUGUGCAGUUUUACAGUGAACAAAGUGUACGCGGUAAUAUCGAGUAGUGUUAGUUUCUGGAUUCCUGGUGUAAUUAUGUUGUUUAUGUACUAUAGAAUUUAUGUGGAGGCCGAUCGACAGGAGAGGAUGUUGUAUAGGAGUAAGGUAGCAGCGUUGUUACUCGAUAAGCACCUUCAAAUCAAUGGUAUCUCCAUGGGGGAGGUGAUGAGAGAGCGACAGAGUAUACAGAUGCAGCCUAUGGCCAGCAGUAAGAUGAAAAGAGAGAGGAAGGCGGCCAGGACAUUAGGAAUCAUCAUGUCAGCUUUCUUGGCGUGUUGGCUACCAUUUUUCUUAUGGUAUAUCAUCACGGCGUUAUGCGGGGAUGCGUGCCCCUCUCCACCACCAGUCGUAGCUGGAGUCUUCUGGGUGGGCUACUUCAAUUCGGCCCUCAAUCCCUUGAUCUACGCGUACUUCAACAGAGACUUCAGAGCUGCAUUCAGGAAAACAUUGGGUUCGUGCUGCCGGUCGCUCUGCGGAGACUUCGGCCGCCGGUGCUGUCACCGUCCACGUCGCGAGCAUCACCAUUCCAACGUAUCAUCUGACAUACACAUGAACAACUGUGUCAAGUCCACCUCAGCCGACCUUCUUAGAGCCCACGCAUCCUGUUCCAGGCAGGAGGAGAUUGUUCUAGAAACAUAAUUUUGUUUAUGCGAAAGAAGUUUUACAGAAUAACCUCUUAUUCAUAAAAACUAAAAUGUUCUACAAGUCCAUUUUAGCUGUUACAUUUUACCAUUUUCUAUCAAACAGGGAAUUUAGCAGGAAAGAAAAAGACAAAACACUUCAGUAGAUAAAAUAGAUUUAUGAGACUUUAACGUUUUGAACCGAUUUCAAAAAUACGAAGGUUCUCUAUUCAGUAGCGUAGUUUUUUUUCAUGAGCUAACUGAGUUCUGAAACUUCAUCAGCUCUAAACUGAUUUUUAGUUUGAACGGAUAUACUCACAGAUUGGUUCCAUAGAAAUUUCAUCAUAAUCGCUUCAGUUGUUUGGUUUUUAAAUCAAAACAACUGAUUUUUGUCACAAUUGAUGUCGGUUAUUUUUGUAAGACAAAUUCUUUAAAUAUUAUGAAUAAGAUGGUUAUAAUUUAUGGAUUUUUUUUUGCAGAAAGGCAUUACAAAUGGACUUAUAGUGAUUACAAGAUUGUAGUAUUAUUCUGUAAAAUCUCAAAUUUCACUAGCAAAUUCACUAGUAAGUUUUUACUACAACUGGACUUGUAAACACUACAAGCGCUUUUGUACUGAUAUUCUGUAAAAUCAAUCUCAAAUUUCACUAGCAAAUUCACUAGUGAGUUUUUAUUACAAAUGGGCUUGUAAACACUACAAGCGCAUUUGUACUGAUAUUUUGUAAAGUCAAUCUCAAAUUUCACUAGCAAAUUCACUAGUGAUUUACAUUUGGUGUUCUACAAAUAAAUAAGACCGAUGACAGGGCCAUUUCGUUAAGGCGACGGCGUAGUGAACUGAGGUAGGUGUGUUGCAAACUUUAGGAAUUCACCUUAAUUUUCGAAACUAAUUUCACUUCACCUGUCACUGCUCACGCUUACAGAAUACGAAAGUUAGAUGAAGUGAAUGUGAAAUUGAUUGGGUAACGAAGUGUGAAAUUUUAUAGAAUAGCAUCGCUGACGGUGAGUGGUGAGUGGUAGCCUGUAUACAUGAACAGUACUAUGGACAGUUGAGAAUACACUGACAUGUUUACGGUACUAUUCGUGUGUUGCCGUUCAUUUAGCUUCAAAAGGGAGGUAUUUUGAAUAUGACGGUAUUAUUUAUGUAUGUGUAUAUAUGUAUGUGUAUAUAUGU
Galleria mellonella (greater wax moth) is the source of this 2761-nucleotide messenger RNA. Its product is annotated as octopamine receptor beta-1R-like. The coding region runs from base 281 to 1612 and encodes 443 amino acids. Gene Ontology annotation, cellular component: membrane. The transcript has 5 exons. The record is from RefSeq and is a predicted model, not a curated record. Gene Ontology annotation, biological process: adenylate cyclase-activating adrenergic receptor signaling pathway. Gene Ontology annotation, molecular function: octopamine receptor activity. Lineage: Eukaryota; Metazoa; Arthropoda; Insecta; Lepidoptera; Pyralidae.